CAAGAGGUUCAUUUCACCAGGGCCAUGACUACUUUGGUUCAAAUAAAUCAAAACAGUGUGCCACCAAUAGUACUACUGCUAUCAUGACUAAUGCCAUUCACAAUGCAAGAACCUGGUCAACAAGUGAUAUUGAUGGACUGUUGAUAAAUGGUGAUAAAAUGUACACUUUCAUGAAGCAGCAUGACAUGAUUAGUGAUGUCAAUGGUAGUGGAUACGUUUUUGUCAGGGAAUUACCCACAAAAUACACAUUGGACGGAAACACAUUCACCCUACAAUAUUUAGACACAUUUACUGGACAUGUUAACAUCCAAGAAUAUGAUCAGGAUCUUGCCAAUGUUGCUAUGCCUCUAGAUAAGGCUUUACAAAGAGCACUCGAUGACAACGACGCCUGCCUAAUCACAAUUAUGAACAGCACAUGUGCAGUUUUGAAGCAUGAGUCUGGGUUUUCGGUCUUUGAUCCACAUGCACGCGGUGAUGAUGGUGGUCUGGAUUUAAAUGGCUCCAGUAUUCUUGCACACCAUGCCACAGUUGAUUCAUUGAACAUGCACAUCACAAACCUAGUUCAGUCUUUAUGUGGCAAUGAUGAGCUGCAUAAUGCAUACCACUUGUUUGAAGCUACUGGUGUUAAGGUUGUUAGUGAUGGAACAUUUUCUGCUAGGACUGGUGGAAUGGAUACUGACAGUGUAGCAUUGCAUGACAGUUUUGCAAAUAUAGCAAGCCCAGAUGAGAAUAUGCUCGGUGUUUCUUUGGAACCAGGUCAUGUAACUGAUGACUCUGUGACGAUAGUGUCUCAAAGUAAUUGCAACAGCCUCACAUUUAGUCCACUGACACUGACUGAAAAACGGAGAAUAUGCACAAAGCUUAACGUUGUCCCAAGUUUUCAGGAAGAGAAGACUGUUUCCAGCAUUACUGUAGAUCAACCUGUGCCUUGUGCAGCCACAAGUAUAAGGUCAGAUGGGAAUUGCUUUUUCCGUGCUCUGUCCUAUGUUUUUAUUGGAUCUGAAGAAAAGCAUAGGUGUGUUCGUUAUGCUAUUGUAAAACAGAUGCUUGCAAAUCCAGAGAUAUACUCAAAAAUUAUUAGACCUCAGUACACAUCUGUGCAACAAUAUGUAACUGCUUCAAAAAUGAAGUAUGUGGGAACUUGGGCCACUGAAGUGGAAAUUCAGGCGGCGGCAGAUUUAUUUAAUGUGGACAUAUACACAUAUACUUCCGAAAAAUGGUUAAGAUAUCCUUCCAACAACACAGAUGGCCAUUGCAAGGGACUCUACCUUAAUCAUUACAACAAUUGUCAUUAUGAACCCAUAACCUGUGUAACAGAUAAAGUCUCUAAUGAGUGUAUCGGUUUCACUUCAUGUCAUGUAAAACACCAUACCAUUAACAAAGACAAAAUCACAAGCUGUAAAAAAGGGGAUACAAGAGAAAAAAGACAAAAGAGAAAGAGGUACAAUUUGGAUGACUUACACCGACAGAUCAAGAAGACUAAAAUCAAGGAAUGUUAUGACAAAGACCAAGACUACAGAACUUACAUGCAACAACAGAGUGUUAAGAACUAUGCAACAAAACCAGAUUUCAAAGAAAAGGUUAAAAAGUCCAGUAGAGAUAAGCAUGCUAGUGACCCUAGUUUUCGGGAACACCUCAAACAAUACAAAAAACACAAAUAUGCCAAUGAUCCUAUGGUUAGGGAAAAUGUCAAACAAUACAGCAAAAACAGGUAUGCCAAUAAUCCAGGGUUUCAGGAAAACAUGAAACAGUACAGCAAAGAUAAAUAUGCGAAUGAUCCAGACUUUCAGCAAAACGUGAAACAGUACAGCAAAGAUAAAUAUUCGAAUGAUCCUGAGUUUCAGGAGACCGUGAAACAGCACAGCAAAGAUAAAUAUGCGAAUGAUCCCGAGUUUCAGGAGAACGUGAAACAGUACAGCAAAGAUAAAUAUGCGAAUGAUCCCGAGUUUCAGGAGAACGUGAAACAGCACAGCAAAGAUAAAUAUGCGAAUGAUCCCGAGUUUCAGGAGAACGUGAAACAGUACAGCAAAGGUAUAAAUGUAUAUAAAUAUAAACAUCAAACAGAAUUUAAAGAAGCUGUCAAACAGAGAAGCAAAGACCAUUAUGCAUCCAUGAGUAAAGAAUCUAAAUUGGAGUUACAAGCCAUGAAUGUUGAAAGGUAUAGAAACAAUUCUCCCCAUCGUAAACGAAUAAAACUUUACCACAAGGAAUUGUAUAAUAUCAAUAUCGAUCAUGCUAUAUCUAUUAAAGAUGCUGUUGGUAAAAGAAGGAAUACUAUAUUCCUCCAAAAACACAACAUCGACUUUGUUAUCAAUCAGUUUAAGAUAAAAGUCCAGUCAGGUCCAACCUAUGUCUGUUGUGUUUGCCACAAGUUAUUGUUUAAACAUCAAGUUGUAAAAUGUAACUUAAACCAAUACAGAAAAAGUGCUUUGGCAGAAUCUGUAGCGAAGAAAUGCAUCACUUAUACAUAUGUCCACACUUGUGGAAAUUCUUGUGAAGUAAAUUGCCAUCUCCAAAAAACCACUGCAAGCAUGUUAUGGAUUUGUCACACCUGCAAUAACAAGAUUCUUAGAGGUGUAGUACCAGAAGACAGUGCUGUAAAUAAUCUCCACCCAGAUCCUAUUCCUGAAGAACUUGAUGCACUAAAUUCAUUAGAACAACAUUUGAUUGCACAACACAUUCCCUUUAUGAAGCUUUUAGCUUUACCAAAGGGAGGCCAAAACGGGGUUCAUGGGCCUGUGACAUGCGUGCCAUCAAGCAGUGAUGCUGUUUGUAAUAUUCUUCCAAGAUUAGAUGAUCAAGAUCUGAUGAUUAGAGUUAAACUAAAACGUAAACUAACAUUCAAGGGUCACUAUGAGUAUCAGUAUGUGAACACGCAAAAAGUUCAUAAUGCUCUGAACUUUUUAAAAGCCCAGAACAAGUGGUACACUGAUGUACAUAUCAACAACGAGUGGUCUAAUCCGUUGGAAAAGGUUACAAUUGAAGAGGCUUGUGGCUCUGGGCCUGGCCAGCCCGCUUGUGGCUCUGGGCCUGGCCAGCCCGCUUGUGGCUCUGGGCCUGGCCAGCCCGCUUGUGGCUCAGUUGAUGUUCCAGAACAUUACACUGAUAACCAGCACCAUGGAAUGUAUUUGGAUACAUGCUUGCAACCUGUUGACAUUGCACAAGAAAUUCUGGACAAUCACUUUGAAAGUAUUUUAUCUGUUGCUCCUGCUGAAGGAAAUAGCCCUGUAAGAUUGCUCAGUGACAUUGCUAAUGAGGCAAAGUGUUUUCCUGUCCUUUUUCCAAAAGGAACAGGCACAUUCCACGAACAGAGAGAUCACAGAAUUACACUUGCUAAAUAUCUAAAAAGCAGAAUAUUAAAUGCAGAUGGCAGAUUUGGAAAGAAUUUGGAAUAUAUUUUCUAUGCUCUAUACUUGUCUGAAAUUAAUCAAGUGGUUUCCAAUGUAUCAAUAGCUUUGAGAAAAGGAUAUCAGGGACAGCAUAACACUGAUGUUGCGUCAUCUUCAUCUAACAACCCAGACUUUUUGAAAGACCUCUUAAACUAUGAUAUGGGCUACAAGUUUUUGAAACCAAUUAGAGGCACACCUGUAUUUUGGCAAGGUGUUCAGAAGGACUUGAUGGCCAUGGUGAGAACUCUUGGAAUUCCCACAUUCUUUAUGUCAUUUUCUUCUGCUGAUUUACGCUGGCCAGAAUUUAUGGAAGCAUUUAUGUUUGCAGACAAUGUCAUAGGCAAUAUUGCUGACAUGGAAUGGACCCAAAAGUGUGACUUGUUAAAAAAUAAUCCUGUAACAGCAGCUAGAAUGUUUGACCAUAGGUUUCAUUGUUUGUUAAAAGAAGUCAUAAUGUCUCCAGCUCAACCCAUUGGAAAGGUCAUUGAUUACUUUUACAGAGUAGAAUUCCAGCAACGUGGCAGUUGUCACACACACUGCCUUUUUUGGGUGGAGUCACCUAAGAUUGGUGUAAACACCAAUGAAGAAGUUAUCACAUUUAUUGACAAAUAUGUGACAUGUGAGCUUCCACCUGAAAGUGACCCCAUGCAUGAAGUUGUCUCUGGUGUUCAGAUGCACAGCAGAAAACAUUCUAAAACGUGUAAAAAAAAGGGCACACCAUGUAGGUUCAAUUUUCCUCGACCACCUAGUAACCAAACCUUUAUUUCAAAACCACAGCCAAAUGUCUCUUGUAAAAAUUCAAAAAAAACAUCAGCUAAAAAACAAAACCAGCCUAACACAGAUCAGCAACAACUACAAAGUCAAGCGCCACCAGAUGAAACCGUGGUUGCCAAACAAAUGAUGGCCAAAGUUAAAGAAGCACUGACAAAUGAAAAUGCAACCUAUAACACCAUUGAUGAUCUUUUCGAUUCCAUUGGCAUCAAUCAAUCAAUAUUUGAAAAAGCUUAUCAAUUAACUGCACACAAACUAAGUGUUGUCCACAAACGCAAUGUAAAUGAUGUGUGGGUUAAUCAAUACAAUAGAGACCUUCUUCGUUGCUGGAAUGCAAAUAUGGACAUUCAAUUUGUCUGUGACGCCUAUGCCUGUGUGGUUUAUAUAAUUUCAUACAUUUCAAAAGCUGAAAGGGAAAUGGGUUUAUUGUUAAAACAUGCCCAGAAUGAAAUAAAAAAUCAAGGUAAUUUGGCAGCAAAAGAAUCCCUAAACAAGUUGGGCAGCAUAUUCCUACACAACCGAGAGGUUUCUGCUCAAGAAAGUGUUUACAGAGUAACAAACAUGAGAUUGAAAGAAGGAUCAAGGAAAGUGGUUUUUGUGCCAACAGGAGACAACAUUGUUAAAAUGAGCCUUCCACUCAGUGUAAUACAGAGCAGGGCUCAAAACCUUGACCCAACCAAUAACCAGAUAUGGAUGACCAAUAUCACAGAUAGAUACAAAAAUAGACCCAAAACACCUGAAUUUAGAGACAUGUGUUUAGCAACCUUUGCCUCUGAAUACAGAUGUGUUCCCAAAAGUCAAAAAUCCUCUGUUAUAUCACUUGAUAACAAAUGUGGCUAUGUUCAAAAAAGGACCAGGUCAGAUGCAGCUGUUGUCAGAUAUGCUCGUUUCUCCCCAACACAAGAGCCUGAAAAACAUUAUCAAAGCUUGCUUCAGUUGUUCUUGCCCUAUUACUCAAAUGAUGAGAUUAAACCAUCAGAUUUUUUAACUUUCCAAGAGUUUUAUACUGAAGGUUCCUUUACAACUGCUUCCAAACAAAUACAACCUGUCAAAGAUGUUGUCGACCAUAACAGAUCAAAAUUUGAAAUUAAAGCAGAGGAAUUGCAACAUUGUCAAGAUCAUGUCGAAGACCAUGGAUUUCAGGAGGAUGGUUGGGCUAACUUGUGUCCUGAGUCUGAAUUAGAUCGACUGGAAUGCCAAGCAGAAAGUGCUUUAAACAACAAUAAAAACCCUGAUGAAAGGGAAGAAAUUCCAGAUCUUGAACUAGUAGAAAAAACACCUUUUGCAGUAGAGUUCAGAAAGCAAAACAUCACACACGAGGAAGGCCAAUCACUCAUGCGUUCUUUAAAUGAACAACAGGCUGAAGUGUUCUACAAGAUACGACAGUGGUGCGUUGAUAAGGUUAAUGGAAAAAACCCUAACCCAUUUCAUGUUUUCAUUUCUGGAGGAGCAGGUACAGGAAAGUCGCAUUUGAUAAAGGCGGUGUAUUAUGAAUCAAACAGAAUACUUGCACGACUAUCAGACUAUCCAGAUGAUACUCAUGUUUUGCUAACUGCUCCAACUGGUGUUGCUGCAUUAAACAUAAAUGCAACCACAAUACAUAACAGUUUUGCAAUAGGUAACCAAAUUUCCCUACCAUAUCAACCAUUAAGGGAAGAGAAAAUAAAUACAUUGAGAGCCAACUUACACAAUUUGCAGAUACUAGUCAUAGAUGAAAUCUCAAUGGUUGACAACAAAAUAUUAACAUACAUUCAUGGUAGACUGCAACAAAUAAAACAAUCAUCAGACUUUUCACCUUUUGGUAAUGUUUCAGUGAUUGCUGUCGGAGAUUUUUUUCAGCUGCCACCUGUCAAAGGGAAGCCUCUUUACAAAGAAGAGGCUGGCUUCUGCUUAUGGCAUAACACUUUUACACACAUUGAGUUAACUGAAAUUGUUCGACAAAAGCAUCAACAGUUUGCCAUGACACUAAACCGCAUUAGGAAACACAAAAAAGGCAUGAAGCUCAAUGAAAAUGAUGAAAGACUAUUGAAACAACGAGAAACAGGUACGUCUGACUUUACAGAAGACCUUCACAUUUUUGCAACAAAUUCUGACGUGCAUACCCAUAACUUUAACAUGCUGCACAAGAUUUGCACAGACAUUGUUCAAAUUAAAGCACAGGACUUCAAAAAAAAUCUGCAAACAGGUACUUGUAUUAGAUUAUCUCAAACACAAGCUACUCAUGAAAACACAUAUUUGGAAAAACUAUUAAGUGUUGGGACAAAAGCUAGAGUGAUGCUAAUCAAAAACUUGGACAUUUCAGACGGUCUGGUUAAUGGAGUGUUUGGUACUGUAAUUCAAAUCAAGUUUUCUGAAAAACGCAUUGCACAUACGAUUUAUGUACACUUUGAUGACAAGAGAAUAGGUACAAAACUGAGACAUAAAUUCCCCUGUUCUGAUCCAGAACUUAAAUAUGCAACUCCAAUACAUCAAGAUGAAGACAAAUUGGCAUACACUGGAGGCAUUAGAAGACAGUUUCCAUUACGACUUGCUUGGGCAUGCACUAUUCACAAGGUGCAAGGCCUAACAUUAGACAGAGCUGUGGUAUCAUUCAAAAAAAUCUUUGCUGCUGGCCAAGCUUAUGUAGCAUUAAGUCGAGUCAAAUCAGUUGACAACCUUGUCAUACAAGAUUUCAAACCCACUGCAAUUUAUGCAAAGCCUGACAUAGAAGACAAUCUAAAAGUAAUGACUAGCUUCAUUAGCCCUUCAUUAAACCCAGUACCCAACAGCAAUCUAUCUCUCAGUCUACACAACAUCCAAGGGUUACCAAAUCAUAUAAAAGAUCUUAAAAGUAACCUUAAGAUGUUGGAUACAGACAUGAUAUGUCUAACAGAGACAUGGCUUGAAGACAAUAAACCGCUCAACUUUGUAGAAAUGCCAGGUUGGAUAUUCAAACACAAAACAAGAUCCCAAUCAUACAUUGACACAGCUAACACUUGCAGCUUGAAAAAUAGAAAUCAUGGUGGUAUUGGUGUUUUCUACAAAAAUACGAUUGCUUGUAAUAUUCUUGAUGUACAGUAUGACGAUUUAGAAGCAAUUGUAUUUAAUGUACAACCUCAUGACUACAACGUGUUACUGUUGUACCGUCCACCAUCAUAUAACAUCUCUCAUUUUAAGAUGCGCUUGGGUAGUGCUUUAAGCCUUUUCGAUACCCUUUCCGGACCAAAGAUUGUUCUGGGUGACUUCAAUGACAAUGCUCUGACUUCUAAUUCCAUACUGGAUUUCAUGGGUCAAAGAUUAUACAAUCAAAUAGUAACCACACCAACAACUGACGGUGAGACUUUAAUCGACCACAUUUACAUUAAGGACUUUGGUCCAACAACAGUCAGUGCUACAGUUAUACCGACGUACUACAGCUACCACAACAGCAUCUUCAUGACUUUCAUUUGACCAAAAAUAAUCUUAUAUUUUAGAUAUGCAGAAAGCAACCCCCCCCCUUUUUUUUUAGAUCAUUACUAAAAAGGUAAAACGCAUAUCAUGAAGUUCUGAUACAUUCAACCUCAGACCCAUAAAACAAAAAUAUAACUGUAUUCACUUUUCUAAUAUCUUCAACAACAGUCAAUAUUUUUAUGUGCUCCAAAAACCUUAUUGACCUGAAUAGAUCUGCCUACCAAUUUUAUCAUUGAUAAUAAAUGCCAACCUAUGAUAAACACACAUAAUGGAAGGAACAGAACAACAGAGAAGAAACACCAAUUCAAUUAACCAAAAAAUUGCCAUACUUGGAUACAAAAUAGGUAUAGAUAAUCAAGAACAAGGGUCCCCUAAGACCAACUUGCACACAUUACAUACACAAAUUACUUCAGUCACAUUUGCUUCCACAGGUUUUGAUAACUCUUGAUUUUUGUUUGCUUUAUUUUUGUAUAUUGUAUUCGCAUUUAUGCUUUUUUUUUUCCUUCUAAACUUCAUUUUUUUUCUGCACAUUUGUGUUAAUUUUUUUUACUUCAGUCUUUUUUUUUUGCAACUUUUUUAAGUUUGCAAAUGUAUCGUUUUGUGCCACAUUUUUCAAUUUUUGAUUACUUUUUAAAAUUUACACUUUUUAAAUCUUUUUACAGAUUGAAAUCUUUUGUGUACUUCUCAUUUAUUUAAGACAACUUUUGACAAUCUAAAUUUUUUUCUCACAAUUUUUUUAUUUUUUCCAAAUUUUAUUGAUUUUUGUUUUAAUUGCUUUUUAAUUUUCAAAUGUUUUGCAUGUUUACAGUGAUACUUUUUCCAAUUUGGGUAUUUAAGUUUUUUGGAAACAUUUUGUUUAUUUUAAAGCAUCUCCUUACCAACUGUAUAUAACAACUUUAUGGUAAAAGUCAUAUGUUGUUCCACUGGUAAAAGCAAAACUGUUCGGCUCUCAAUGGCAAUCAGACAACAAUUCUAACUGCCACCAUGCCAAACAGGACACAGGAAAAAUGGAAUU
Messenger RNA from Fundulus heteroclitus (mummichog), 8604 nucleotides. RefSeq lists its product as uncharacterized. Gene Ontology annotation, biological process: DNA repair; telomere maintenance. Gene Ontology annotation, molecular function: ATP hydrolysis activity; DNA helicase activity. NCBI's taxonomy places the organism in Eukaryota, Metazoa, Chordata, Actinopteri, Cyprinodontiformes, Fundulidae. The record is from RefSeq and is a predicted model, not a curated record.